Molecule: messenger RNA, 2266 nt
Organism: Anneissia japonica
Lineage: Eukaryota; Metazoa; Echinodermata; Crinoidea; Comatulida; Comatulidae
Product: macrophage mannose receptor 1-like
Exons: 5
Coding region: 74-889 (271 amino acids)
Source: RefSeq, a predicted model, not a curated record
UGUGGGAAAUCAAGAAGAGAACGAAUUCCUGAUCAAACUAUUUCCUAAUAAUUUCUGGCUAGGCCUAACCGAUAUGAAGACGGAAACCCACUUUAUAUGGGUUGAUAGUGGUGAAUGCAGCAAUUUUUCACAUUUCGAAUUUGGAGAACCAAAUAAUGCUAAUCAUCAAGAACAUUGUAUUGAAUGUGUUGUACACGGACGUCAAGUAGGCAAAUGGAAUGACAUCCGAUGCGAUGAAAGACGUCUGUACGUGUGUGAAAAAUAUCAAGAUACAACUGCACCCUCGUACGGAUCAUCUUGUCCGGAUGACAUACACGUGAUAGCUAAAAAUAAAGCAGUCUCUGUGUAUUGGAAGCCUCCUACGUGGACCGAUGAUUCCUCUUGUCAUCCCACCGUAACCAGCUCAUAUUCUUCUGGUCACGUGAUACAUAUACCGGAUAAUGAUUUAAGUGCAUCUAUCAAUGUGACGUACACAGCUACCGAUAAUGCUGGAAAUUCUGAAACAUGUUACUUUCGAGUAACUGCAUCAUAUACAGGAUGUUUGACUCCAGACAGUUCCGGAUACCCAGGUCUGCAGACUCCAGUCAGUUCUGAAAACUUAGAUCGGCAGAUUCCAGACACGUCCGAAUACCCAGGUCUGCAGACUCCGGUCAGUUCUGAAUACUUAGGUCUGACCAUUGGAAUUUUCUGUGUUGGUAUCAUUGUUGGCGUUUUUGGAGUACUUGCUGUAUCGGUCGGCUGCAAGAAGUUUAAACAGACCCCGACACAGACGUCCCAGACUUACAUGGGAUACGUGGCAGAUGUUCAUAAUAAAAAUAAUGAGCAUACAUAUGAAGAUCUACAACACAAAACUGAAGAAGAGGCCGCUUACGCUACUAUAACCACAUAAGAGAACAGCGUAUUAUAUCAACUCGAGGGUGCGCGCUCGCUUCGCCUGCUGACCCUCUAGUAUGUGAACGUCACGGUUAGUUUCGAUUUGAAAAAAACAAUAUGACCACUAAAAGAAGAUAGGUUGUAUGGUUUUGAAGGCAGUUUCAUAAAGCAGUUUCGUAUAAUUGUUCAUAACAGAAAUAUUUAGGAAACACUAAAAUGAGUUGAAACAACAGUAGUGUUACCUCCAUAAUUUUCCUUAGAAAAAGUUCUAUGUUCGCACUAAAUUUAAAAUUGACAUGAUUUGUAAUUGGUAGGUCUAAAAUAUUUCAUAACAUAUUUUGGUCAGGGGCAGGUAAAGCAGUUUUACUGUAACUAAUUGAGAACCCGACAACCGACUGUGCUUGACGAAAAUAUACUGUGUUUACCGACUGUUCCUGAAACCCGAGUGUGUUUGAAAAACGACUGUGUUUGAAAUUUUCCUUUUUGGAAUUCCAUAAUAAAGCCGCAGAAAUUAACAUUGAAUGUUGCUCUUGGCGUUCCAUAUAAAACCACAAACGGUAAUACAGCAAAAGACACGUGGCAGUGAAAAACGUCUGUAAAAUUCAUUAUUUUUUCCACAAUUAAUUUGAAAUAUGGAUUGAUAUCACUUCGCACGGUAGGGACUUUGAGGAUCUAUGUUGUUACAGUUUUUUUUGUAUACCUGUAGGUUUCUAAUCCGAGACGGUUUUUUAGGCUCUCGGUCUGUUAUGAUUUCAGGCCUUCAAAUAAACGUAACAUGAUGAAUAAAAAGUAUAGCCGCGUUAGUCUGUACAGUAUAGAAAGUAUAAAGUAAAAAACAGCAGCACUUUUGAGACUAACAAUAUAUAAUUUAAUAAAAAUAAACGUAAGUAAGAGAAUAAACGUAAGUAAGAGAACAACAGUAGAAUAAUUCUAAUAGGAAGUCGAAUAGAGAACGAGAAAUACCGUAAAACUUUUAAUACGAACUCAGUUUGGUCUAUAGUAAUCCAUGCUGUAAUGGACCUUUCCGCUAAGCCCCGCCCCUUGGAAAUUUUUACUAAUGUCGAACCAAAACAAUAUCAUAAAUGUUAUAAGCACGUGUGUUUGUGGGACAACGCGUGUGCUUGUAGGCCCUUUCAUGGUUGGUUGGUCAGUAGUUGUUGGAAUAGUAACACACCUAAAACGAUAGGUCUAAUAAUAACCACCCUUGCCUACUUGAUUGAUCGUGAUUUUACUGUUAGAUUUCAUUGAUGUCGUUGAGUCGUUGUUGCUUGAUGAGAUUAUCCUUGAUUUCUGUUUCGGCUUAUUCGUUAAUAAAAGUAUUAAGGUGAUUCUUCGCAGUGUUUACAAAGUUGUCGAUAUGGGGGUUUCUUCCCAUUUUAGCUGUGAACGGCUU